AUGGGCGACAAUGAAUGUGGUAAACACAGGAACGUGCAUGGUGUUUCUAGGGUUCAACAUGGUAGUCUUGCUUCAAAAGUAAUCAUGAACUUUAAGAAAGAUCUAGAGGGGAAAAAUGGGAAUAAAGCUCUAGAAAAUUUUCAUUAUGCUCAUUCUUCAGGAUCAGUGUUUGAAAAAGUUUUAGAUACGUCUCCUGUUGUCUCAAUAUCGAAAUUUCCUGCUGCUCCGGUUAAGCCUUAUGUUCCUGCUGCGAUCCCGUUCACCGAUGUUGUUCAUCAUCCACUUGAGUGUCCGACAACAGCUCCUGCUGCGCAUCUGCUAUCGUCAACUUCUGAUGUGAAGUUUCCGGUGCAGGUUCCGAUGGUACCUGUUGUUGCUACUUGUACAAAGUCUGUUUCUGAUGUUGUUCCGAUUGGAUUCUCGGGUGGAUAUGCUCGGAUGUCGGGGUUUGAAGUUUCGCAUGAUUCUUUGUCACAUCCCCCAGGUUUUCCUAACAGAUUUUAUGGUGGUAAUGAUUUGAAUUUAGAAUGCUCAUUUAAUAGAAAUUUUAUGCUGGAGGAAACAAACAGGACAAUGGAAACGGGUUAUAAAAUUGGUUUUUACAUGGAUGGUUGUUUUGAUCAUGUUCAAAUUAUUAUUGAAGGAGAGAGGAAUAAAAAAAUUAAAGCAUGA
Molecule: messenger RNA, 672 nt
Organism: Lactuca virosa
Lineage: Eukaryota; Viridiplantae; Streptophyta; Magnoliopsida; Asterales; Asteraceae
Source: the annotation of a GenBank genome assembly